UGGACGAUGGUUUUUACACACCUUGAGCUGGAGUUUAGAUAUGUCGGACAGAAACUGAGAGGCUUCACCUGCAAGCUGACGCGCUCGACCGAUGGCUACCUUCCAGAGUCUUCUGUGCAAAUCACUGUUCAGGUGCUGCUGCCGCACGUUUUGGCAGGACUCAGUAUGGUGGCUACAGGAAUGAUCAUGGAAACAGUGCAACACUGGGAAAUGUUUAAGGAAAUCUCUGAAGUGUUUAUCUUGGUUCCUGCUCUAGUGGGCUUGAAGGGAAAUCUGGAGAUGACUCUUGCGUCCAGACUCUCCACAGCAGCCAACACAGGCCAGUUAGACAACCCCAAGAAGCGGAUACUAAUUGUGUCCAGCAAUUUGGCCCUAAUCCAGGUGCAGGCCAUGGUGGUGGGCUUUCUAGCCACACUGGCUGCAGGAGUGUUGGGUGCAAUCAGUAAGAACAGAGUGGACCUUCAGCAAUCUGCUGUACUGUUGGCCAGUGGAGUGACCACAGCCUUUACCGCUGCUCUUACUUUGGGGCUGGUCGUGGUGGGAGUGAUCAUUGGAUCUCGAAAGGUGGGCAUCAACCCUGAUAAUGUGGCCACACCAAUUGCCGCCAGCCUCGGUGACCUCAUCACCCUCUCACUGCUGGCAGGGAUCGGCCGCUUCUUCUUUCAGUUCAAAGAGUUGUGGUAUGUGUCUACAGUGACAUGUGCCACAUUCCUCUUGCUUAUCCCUCUCUGGUUGGUCAUCACUCGCCGCAAUCCAGCAAUCAGAGAGGUGCUGAGGUCAGGCUGGCACCCUGUGAUCGCUGCCAUGCUAAUCAGCAGUGCCGGAGGUCUGAUUCUGGAUAAGACUGUAAGUGACCCUCAGUUUGAAGGCAUGACUGUGUUCACACCCAUUAUUAACGGUGUAGGCGGGAAUCUAGUUGGGAUUCAAGCUAGUCGCAUCUCUACCUAUCUGCACUGUGUUAGCCUGCCUGGAAUCUUACCCCACAGCAUGAAAGAGCACUGUCCUCACCCCGGCAGGACCUUCUGCUCCUCAGGAGUGAACUCCACAUCUGCUAGAGUUCUGCUGCUGCUGGUGAUUCCAGGCCACCUCUUGUUCCUCCAUACAGUCUACUGGCUGCAGGGGGGCCACUCCACCAUGACCCCUGCUUUCAUCUGCUGCUACCUGUUUGCUGCACUGCUGCAGGUGCUAUUACUGCUCUACGUUGCAGACGUGUUGGUGCGGCUGAUAUGGCGCCGUGGUCUGGACCCUGAUAAUUUCUCCAUCCCGUACCUGACUGCGCUGGGAGACCUGCUAGGUACCAGCCUCCUCGCCCUGACUUUCAGAGUAACCUGACUCCAGAAAGAGCAAGAGAGGGAGAUUUUUUUUACUAAAUGCAAAUCCAUCAACUCCAGUUGUGGUCUGAUUCUAAUGUAUAGUGCAUAUGUGAGUGAAAGAGAGACAGAGACAUAAAUAAGAAAUAAGAAAUGCUGUAUUUGAUUGAAAAAUCUGAAAAACAGGAAUGCAAUAAGAAUCAUUCUUCCAUCUCAUAGACCUCCAUGAAUCUUCACUUCCACGUCUAAUUCAGUAUCAACUAGAGUUCAGUUAUUAUUAGUUCAAUUAUUAUUGGUUCAAUUAUUAAUAUUAUUACUUCUACUUAUUAAUACUUUAGUGGAAAAUUCUAGUUCUUGUUGCUACUGUUUUCUAUUACUACAGAGUAUGUUGAUAGUGCACUACUGCACAGUAUGAGGAAGAACAUACAGUUGUGAAACAGCCAGUUUUGAGUCAUAUAAAGCGCAUCUGAAAUAAUUAUGAAGUGACAUCAUUUUGUUUUGGCUCUCUACUUUGUACAUUGGAUUUGAAAUGGAAUGAAUAGAAUGAAUGUCAUUCCGUUCAUUUUUCUUCAGUAGUCCUUGAACCUCUUUAUCUACAAGCUGAAGAGAGUUCAUCAUACUCUGUAAGUAACAACUAGACACGCGUGGACUGUCCCACAGUUAAAAAUGGGUUUCUCUUUGUGAUUGAAAUCAUUAUUUGGCCAUCCAAAAUUUUGGUAUAUCAUUUGUAAGUCGUUUGCUCUUUUGAAACCAAGCAGCUCAUUCCCAGCCAAACACAUUUACCAAGCUGUUGAUUUUAACAUAACUUCAUCUCUGACUGAGUUUGGGUUUUUUGGCUAAAUGUCUAAUUCCUUUGGUCUCCUCCUUUUAAAUCCAUUCCACAGGGUUACAGAGCCAAAGCACACAAAGAUGGCUGAUUUCUUACAGUCUGCACUGUAUCGAUGCCAUCAUUACAGUGUUCAGCAGAAGCUAUUUACUGGAAAUG
Molecule: messenger RNA, 2295 nt
Organism: Colossoma macropomum (tambaqui)
Lineage: Eukaryota; Metazoa; Chordata; Actinopteri; Characiformes; Serrasalmidae
Product: solute carrier family 41 member 1-like
Exons: 10
Coding region: 7-1332 (441 amino acids)
Biological process (GO): monoatomic cation transport
Cellular component (GO): plasma membrane
Molecular function (GO): monoatomic cation transmembrane transporter activity
Source: RefSeq, a predicted model, not a curated record